Messenger RNA from Hemiscyllium ocellatum (epaulette shark), 995 nucleotides. It is a transcript of the gene efcab11, whose product is annotated as EF-hand calcium binding domain 11. The transcript has 6 exons. The coding region runs from base 282 to 767 and encodes 161 amino acids. NCBI's taxonomy places the organism in Eukaryota, Metazoa, Chordata, Chondrichthyes, Orectolobiformes, Hemiscylliidae. The record is from RefSeq and is a predicted model, not a curated record. Gene Ontology annotation, molecular function: calcium ion binding. Gene Ontology annotation, cellular component: cytoplasm.
CGAGGGUGUGGGUAAGGGCCAAUUAGAAAAACAGUGGAGAGGGUAACAGCGAGGGUUGUGGAGAGUCACACUGAGGGUCAUGACUGGCUAACAGUCAAGGUCAGUAAGAGUGUGGGUGAGAGUAACAGUGAGUUUGUGAAUGAAUGAGUAUCAAUGGGAGUGAGGGGACAGAUUUGAGAGGAGAGGAUAAGUAUUAUAACAUUGAAGAGGAGGGUCAGGUCUGUAACAGAGAGGGUGACGGUAACAAGUUUGUGUGAUCUGACUUGUUGCUUUCUGGACAUAUGAUGUAUCGAGCACAGCUUUGUACUGCUGAUGAAGAGAGGAUAGUCACUGACUUGGAGAAAUGUCACUUUGUUACGGUUUUUCGGGAAUGUGAUUUGGGUCAAAAAGGCUACCUGAGCAGAGAGGAUCUCAAGGUUGCGGUGGUAGCUGCGUUUGGAUAUAAACCUUCAAAGCUUGAGACAGAUAUGAUGAUGGCUGGAGCAGUGGAAAAUAAUUUGCCAGGCCUGCCCCUUGAACAGUUCACAGCUUUGAUGAGCAGGAGGCUGGCAGCUCAAGACCGCUACGACGAGAUACGGCAGAUCUUCUCCGCAUUUGACGCACGCUGUUGUGGUUUUCUGACUUUGGACGACUUUAAGAGGGCAUUUGCAGACGUUACACCCCAUCUACCUGAGCAAACUGUGACCGAAGCUUUCAGGGAAGUGGAUCGAGAUUUGGAUGGCCACGUCAGCUUCAAGGACUUUGAGAUUGUCAUGCGCCAUGAAUGACAAUCUAAUGAAGCCUGGAGUGAGGAAGGAUGUUGCAGAUCUUUCAGCCCCAAGGCCAACAACACUGCUCCCUCAAGAAUGGGGAGUGAUCUGGGAGACAAAGCCAUUGCUAAAUCAGAAAUGUCACCCCAAAUGCAGUUUAUAUAUUUCAUGUUCUCCCUCCAACUGCAGCAGUGAUUCAAUAUUCAAUGUGGUAUUUGUGUACUUCCAGGAACAUGUAGCUUUGUU